This is a messenger RNA of Soboliphyme baturini, 488 nucleotides long. The record is from the annotation of a GenBank genome assembly. NCBI's taxonomy places the organism in Eukaryota, Metazoa, Nematoda, Enoplea, Dioctophymatida, Soboliphymatidae.
AUGACGCCCAAUGUCUCGUCGAUACCCGGCUACCAUGGUUUGUCGUCGGUCCAAUCCAGUUCAGUGGGCAGCAUUCCUGCGUUUAUCCCGCCGACGCCUGCGUCAGAUUCGAACAUCCCUGUUCCACAACUACAGAACAUAGUUUCGACCGUUAACCUCGGAUGCAAGUUGGACUUGAAGAAAAUUGCUUUGCAUGCCCGAAACGCCGAAUACAACCCAAAACGCUUUGCGGCGGUAAUCAUGCGGAUUCGAGACCCACGAACUACCGCUCUGAUCUUCAGUUCUGGGAAAAUGGUGUGCACUGGUGCCAAAUCCGAGGAUUUGUCGCGUCUGGCAGCCAGAAAAUACGCCAGGAUCGUUCAAAAGCUUGGAUUCGAUGCAAAGUUCAUGGAUUUUAAGGUAUUAUUUCCUCUGACUUAUCGAACAAACUUUGUUUAUCCGCUCUUGUUUUGUAGGGGCCCUCAGAUGAGUAUAGAUACCGGCUAAAU